ACAUCACACAGCAUCCUCUACCAAUACUGGAAACAUCAAAUGAAUAUCAGUAGAUCUCCUGUGGAAGAAGAAAUCGUGUCUAGGACUAUACCAGAUGUGUUCGACAAGCAGUUUACAAUGUUUUGAGAUUUCAGUGGAAAAAUUUAUACAAAAAUGUUUUGGGAUGUUACCCUCUGAGUAACAUUCACACUAAGGCAAACAGGAUAUAUCAAUAUCUCUCCAACGCGUAUCCUUCAGUAUAUCAACCAUUUGUGGAUUCUCAUUUGAAGCAUUAUCAUGAAUGAAGCUAUGAUGAUUGGUCCAAACAUUUCCAAUCUCAUAGACCUCACUGAUUUCUUCAAUUAUGCAUCCAACGACAGCGAAAACAUCACCGAGUUUAUUGUGGAUGAGAGCACCCUAUUUUGUUCACCCAUCCCUAUAGCUGAUGCAGUCAACAUCUUAUUCUGCGUCAUCUACGUAAUAAUUUUUCUGGUGGCCGUACCUGGAAAUCUACUUGUGGGCUGUGUGAUCGGUUCAAACAGACGAUCACUUUCUUCUUCGGAUGUCUACUUGUUUAACCUGAUGUUUGCAGACACUCUAUUGGCUCUAAUCUUGCCUUUCUCUGCCGUAUCGGUACUGCACGGCUGGGUGUUUGGGGAUUUCAUGUGUAAACUGGUUUCCCUGGUGAAAGAAAUAAACUUUUACACCAGCAUCUUGUUUUUGGUGUGCAUCAGUGUGGAUCGCUAUAUGCUCAUCGUGCGCGCUAUGGAAUCCCAGAAGGCUCAGCGGCGGAAGUGCAGCGGUGUCGCGUGCGCAGCGGUGUGGUUUUUUGGUGGCGUGCUUUCCUUACCCUCGCUUUACCAUGAGGCCUAUUUUUCCAAAACUGCCAACCAGACCAUAUGUGAAGAACGCUUUGAGGUGGACAGUGCCGAUGAAUGGCGAUUCACCACGCGUAUCAUGAGGCACUUACUCGGCUUUAUACUCCCUCUAGUGGUCAUGUUGACGUGCUACAGCGUGACAGUAGCGCGGCUCUUGCGUACGCGGUGUUUCCAGAAGCAGAGGGCCAUGAAGGUGAUAGUCGCUGUGGUCGUGGCUUUUCUCUUGUGCUGGACCCCUUUUCACGUUACCACGAUGGUCGACACGCUGUUGAGAGCCACAGCCUUUGAAUUCAGUUGCUCCAUGCGGAACUCCGUGGAUGUUGCCAUGUUCGCUACGCAAAACCUGGGACUCGUGCACUGCUGUGUAAACCCGGUGCUUUAUGCUUUUAUGGGAGAGAAAUUUCGAAAGCGAUUUAUGCAAUUGCUUCAAAGAAAACAGUUUCUGAAUCGCUUUUCAAUCUCUAGACCUAGCAGGCCUCUCCAAGCUGAAGUCACUUCUAGCUUCCUGUGAGCUGCAGCCAUGCAAUGGACAUCAAUGUAUAUAAUGAUGCAAUGAUGCAAUGGCUCCCUCUAUUGUUCAUGAAGAGCACAGUCGUCACACUGCAGGGUGAUGUGAGUGUUCAGGGUUGAACUUUCAAAAACAAAUCUAUUAUUUUAGUACUAUCACGUAUGGGUUAAGAAUUGAAUAACAAUAAAUCUCAGGUAUUAAAUUGUUGUGUAACUCAACGUGAAUCAUCUGCGAUACAAGCAUUUGUGAUGCUCCAAGUUGUGUGACUUGUUGAUGAGAACUGGUGAAAGACACUCAAAGAGGAAAACAUGUUGAGCAAGACUGAUCUGAAAUGUCUUACAGCACAUUUAAGUAUGAAAUGUCAGGCAUUACUUAAAACUGUAAGCCAGGUGUGUUAUGUAUACAUAUUGAAUAUUUUAAAUAAGAAUAUGUCACAGAUACAUGGUUAAGUCUUUCCCCGCCAUUGACAAGUUAUCUCGUCAAUUAAGAGAAAACAUUUACCUGCGUUUAAGAGGAAACACUUAUCUGACGAGUUUUUACGAUAAUCUAUAAUUCCAUUACUAUCCACUAGAUGGCGCUCCUACCCAAUUUAUAAAAAAAACUGGAGCUAAUUCAAAAACAUUGUAAUCUCUGUGUAUGUUUUGAUCAUUAUCAAAACAUACAGGCCAUUAUCAAAACAUGAUUAUCUCAGCUUUUUUACUCAAAAUUUAGUAUUUUUGAUGAAACCCAUAUUUGAGAGGUUAUAAAAAGAGAACAUAUUAAGAUAGCUGUUUCCGUUUUGUUUGUUUGUUUGAAAGCAAUCUGUUCUUUUAUUUGAUAUAUUGUAUGUUUAUUUAUAGAAGAGAAUUUUCCUGGAAAGCAUAUUGUGAAACUUUUGUAAAAAUCACAAAAAAUAUUUUUUUAAUUACGGCUGGUGGGGAAUGAGUUAAAUGAUUUUAAAGUACUUUUAUUCUAUUUAUGUUUUUUUUAAAGACCUUUCAUAACUUAUAUACUAUUCUAGCUUGAGAGCUACUUGUAAAUGUCAUGUAAAUGUAAUGUUUGAAUGCGUCUGGGUGCAGACCAUUGUGUAAUGGUCUAUAAGUCAUAAAUGCAAUAAUAUUAAAACUUCUUUAGGAUUUAUCACGAGUUGAUGCAUUGUGUGUGUGUUUUUUUUGUGGCAAAUGUUUAAGAUAUAAAAUAAAAUGUUAUAAACCA
Messenger RNA from Misgurnus anguillicaudatus (oriental weatherfish), 2559 nucleotides. Its product is annotated as C-X-C chemokine receptor type 1. Gene Ontology annotation, biological process: neutrophil chemotaxis; immune response; positive regulation of cytosolic calcium ion concentration. Lineage: Eukaryota; Metazoa; Chordata; Actinopteri; Cypriniformes; Cobitidae. Gene Ontology annotation, molecular function: C-X-C chemokine receptor activity; C-C chemokine receptor activity; C-C chemokine binding. Gene Ontology annotation, cellular component: external side of plasma membrane; membrane. The record is from RefSeq and is a predicted model, not a curated record.